AUGGCUAAGGCUGUGGAGGAUGAUGCCCCUCUACUGGCAACGUCGACGCCAUUACCACAGAUUGGCGAGGCGACUUUCGACCACUUGGCUCUGCUACGUCACACACCUCCAACGGCAUUGAACCGUUUGGAGCCAGCGUCGCAGCCUCACUCUGACCACAAUUCUGUCCUUGGGCCCACCAAGAGAAAGUAUCAAAGGAUAUCCGUGGUGGACCCUGCGCAGAAUCUCAUUGCGCUUCGGUGGUACGGAAAGGAUGCAGAGGCCGUUGCAAAAGCAAAGAGUGCUUUCGAGAACAUGCUGGCUGGUGAUGUGUCAAUGAACGGAGAUUUUGGAAAGGGAGAAGAGGAAGAAAGUCCUGCAACUCUGCGCAACAUAGAGACAAGUCGCGCGUCGAGGUUCUCGAGCACCUUCUCGAAAAAUUGGAAACGGGAGAGCUUAGCUCUUGUCCGGCAGUCAGAAGCUGCGUGCGAGCUCCUUGGAGCACGCGUUGAAGAAUUAGACGAGCAGGUUCAAGAACAAAGUCGACAGGAAGACUUCCUCCUGGAGCGUUUGUACUACUGGCGCCAGAGAUUUAGUGACCUGGAGAAGUCGAAGCAGUACGAGGAGCGGCGACUUCAGAAUCUUAUCAAUGAUCUCAAGGACAAAUACAUGGGGGAACAGAUGUACCGAUUGAUAAAUGAGAACGAGAUCUUUCAGAAUACUAUCAGGAACAAAACCCGAGAGAUCAACGGGAUGAGGUGGGUUCGCGGCUUUGCAGAAGAUGAUGGCCCGCAGUCAGCAGCAACCAAGGAGACCAAAGAGCCAAAAUCGAACGACGACCCGACCCCAUACUGGCUUACUCACAAUCAUCCACAGGACUGGUAUGGCAUCGCGUUAGAGGCAUCACGUCCAUCAGAAGAUUUGAGCUCACGCUCGCGGUCUUGGUAUAGUAUGCCUCAUGAAGAAGCUUCCAAGCAACCAUCGCCAGAGCCACAGUCUCCCGAGUCUCUUCAAUUCGGUCCCUGCCCACCCGACCACCAUGGUCCGGAACUCCACCACAUUCCAAGUGAGGGGCUGGUUGUUUGA
Messenger RNA from Letharia columbiana, 1065 nucleotides. RefSeq lists its product as uncharacterized. The transcript has 3 exons. Bases 1 to 1065 code for a protein of 354 amino acids. NCBI's taxonomy places the organism in Eukaryota, Fungi, Ascomycota, Lecanoromycetes, Lecanorales, Parmeliaceae. The record is from RefSeq and is a predicted model, not a curated record.